AUGGGAGAAAAGACAAGUUGGUGGAGCAAAGUCACCGAUGCGACGUGAAAUGGCUUAAAGAAGGGGGUAGGCCAAGCUGGUAAGGCUAUAAGCUAUGUAGGAGACAGCGUUAUGAAUGCUGGAAAAUGCUACAUGUGCCUGAAACCUGCGGAAUGUGAUAUUAAUUGUGGACAUAUUUUAUGUAGGGCUUGCCUGGCAUUUUAUGUUGAGAGCCAAGGAAACACAAAAGCAGAUCAAAUUGCUUGUUUUAUUUGUGGAAAACAGAUACCAUUUGAAUUUACUCAAGAAUUUCUCAAAGAUAAUCAAGGUGCUUUAAAGGAUUUGGAAGAAGAAAAAGUGCCUGCUAGAAAAAUCCCAAAAGCACCUCCAAAGUUAGAUUUAUUCAAAAAAGAUUCAUCAGAAAAAAGUAGCAGUAUCCCUCAGCAAGCUGGCCCAAGCAGCAAGAUCCAGCCACCAUUGGGUCCAAUUAAUUCUCAAGAAAUAAAAGAGCCCAAUGGUCUUCCUCAACAAAGCGAGCAACUCAAUUCUCAAAUUCCUUCUCUUCAAGAUUUAUCUGCUAAAGAUUUGACCGAGAAAAAAAGCGAUUCCCCUAAAUCAAGCUACCCGAAAAGCACAAUUCCACCACCAUUUCGUCAAAAUAUACCUCAAAUAGGCAAAAAAGCCAGUGACUCUCUUCCAAUAUUUGAGCCAGCGAAUAAAAUUCAACCUUCAACAUCAACAUUUAAUAGUUUUCCACCAAUCAGAAACUUUAAUGAAGGGCAAAGGCCAUUAGAAGAGAGGCUUAAAGAUUCGCUGCCUUCAUUGGCAGAUUUGUCAAGCUCAGAGUCAGAAUCAAGUGAAGAGUUCAAUAUUUAA
This is a messenger RNA of Blepharisma stoltei, 855 nucleotides long. Lineage: Eukaryota; Ciliophora; Heterotrichea; Heterotrichida; Blepharismidae. The record is from the annotation of a GenBank genome assembly.